Molecule: messenger RNA, 1632 nt
Organism: Leptopilina boulardi
Lineage: Eukaryota; Metazoa; Arthropoda; Insecta; Hymenoptera; Figitidae
Exons: 8
Cellular component (GO): membrane
Molecular function (GO): ligand-gated monoatomic ion channel activity
Source: RefSeq, a predicted model, not a curated record
UGUGUAUCAGAAAAUUCAUGGCUUAUAAUUUUUGCAACAUGGCAAGAAAAGAAUUUGUUAAAUGACUAUUGCUUGCAUCCCAAAGGCAAUCCAUUAAAUUUGAGAUUCAAUACAAAAAUUUUGGUAAAAUGUUAUAAUGAUAUAAUUCUUCGAGAAUGGUAUUCGUUAUAUAUGAAUGAUACUCAAGUUUUUCAUUUGGCUACUUGGAAUAAUACACAUGGAUUCAAAAUGUUAAUAAAGGAUAAAUUUCUUUAUUCAAGAAGAAAUGAUGCCGGUGGUGUUUCUUUGCGAGUUAUCGUAUUAAAUACAGGAGUGAUAAGUCAAAAUUUCACAAAACCAGGUGGAUAUUAUAGAACUUUAUUGACUAUUUCGAAGAUCAUAAACUUAAAAUUAAAUGUAACUAUUUUAAAUAGAGCUGUAGUAGGUAAUUGGAAUGAGUACGGUGGUUUAGUGAAGAAAUUAAUUAACAAUGAAACUGAUAUUAUUGUUGGAAAUAUAAUAAUGACUGUAGGUAGAUUAAAUUCUAUAGACUUUGUAACUCCAACUAGUACAAGUCUAGUUCUUUUCAUUCAAGAUAUAAAUGUUAAACAAAAAUACUUGAAUUACUUUAAGACGUUUCAUUAUGAUAUUUGGAUCGUAAUUUUUGUCUUUAUUCUCACGGUACCUGUGAUAUUAACAAUAAUGAAUAUAUACAUAAAUCGUAAUGAAAUUUAUAAUUGGAAGAAUCAAUAUCCGGAUAAUUUAUUUAAUGUUUGGAGAAUGUUUUGUCUUCAAGGGACGUCAGAAUUUCCAAAGGAGACUCCAUUAAGAUUAACUUGGUUUACAAUUUUUACAUCAGCAUUAAUAAUUUCGUUCGUCUAUUCAGGAUAUUUAAUUAAUUACAUAGCAAGACCAUCGUAUGUCCCAUCAUUUAUGUCAUUAGAAAACUUCAUAAAUGAUGCUGCCGGUAAUUGGAAUGAGUUUGGUGGUCUAGUGGCGAAAUUAAUGAACAACGAAACUGAUAUUGCUGUUGCAAAUAUGAUAAUGACUGUGGGUAGAUUAAAAUUGGUAGAUUUUGCAACACCAAUUAGUACAUCACGUCUUGUUCUUUGCAUUCAAGAAACAAAUGUUAAAAGAAAAUAUUUGAAAUACUUUAAGACGUUUCAUUAUGAUAUUUGGAUCGUGAUUAUUUUCUUUAUUCUCACGGUACCUGUGAUAUUAACAAUAAUGAAUAUAUACAUAAAUCGUAAUGAAAUUUAUAAUUGGAAAAAUCAAUAUCCGGAUAAUUUAUUUAAUGUUUGGAGAAUGUUUUGUCUUCAAGGAACAGCAGAAUUUCCAAACGAGACUCCGUUAAGAUUAACUUGGUUUACAAUUUUUGUAUCAGCAUUAAUAAUUUCGUUGAUCUAUUCAGGAUCUUUAAUUAAUUAUCUAUCAAUAAAAUCACCUGUUCCUACAUUUACGUCAUUAGAAAGCUUUAUAAAUGAUGGAACAUACAAAUUGGUAGUUUUAAAAAACAAAUAUAUCUAUCACUUAAUACAAAAUGCAUCAAAAAAUAAUACCGUACUUUUGAAAUUACGACAAUUUUUGAAACAUCAGAAUGAAUUGCCUGAAAAUGACUUUCAAGCUAUUAAAGAGGUAAUAUGUAAAAAAUAA